Fusarium graminearum PH-1 is the source of this 1029-nucleotide messenger RNA. RefSeq lists its product as uncharacterized. The record is from RefSeq and is a predicted model, not a curated record. The transcript is spliced from 2 exons. The coding region runs from base 465 to 938 and encodes 157 amino acids. NCBI's taxonomy places the organism in Eukaryota, Fungi, Ascomycota, Sordariomycetes, Hypocreales, Nectriaceae.
GUUGAAGUGGUCUUCGACUGCCCUGGCAUCCGUAUGGAUGUCGAGGCCAUUCAAUAAAAGAUCGUCAUUGAGCAGAUGUCGAAGUUAGGGCAUCCAAUCAAAACCACGACUCAGCUUAUACAUCAUUCAACCCCAUCACUUGUCCAUUGCUAACUCACCCCUCAUCUUUCUUUCAUAUGAUCAAAUAUCAUACACCAAGCAAAAUGGGACAGACAGUCAUUGCAUUUGACCUCUACGGUACCAUACUCUCCACUGAGUCAAUAGCAGGAGAGUUGGCAAAGCUAUACGGGCAGGACAAAGCUCAAUCUAUCGCAUCGCUUGCUAGGAGGUAUCAGCUUGAGUAUACAUGGCGUGCCAAUAGCAUGGGCACUUAUCGCUCGUUUAGCGAUCUUACGAGAUGGUCAUUUCGACAGGCUACCAAAGAAAUUGGGCUUGAGCUCACUCCAGAGCAGGAGGAACACGUGAUGAAUGCGUAUAACGGUCUCGAUACGUUUCCAGAUGUUGACGAUGCGCUCAAGAGAUUAGCAGAAAGCCCAUCCAUUGACUCUUACAUCUUCUCCAACGGCACCGCCGACAUGAUCGCCUCGUCACUCAAAACAUCGCCUUCCCUGUCACAGGCGAGCAACGUGUUUACCCAGGAGAAGCUCGUGAGCAUCGACUCGAUUCAAGUGUUCAAGCCGGAUCCUCGCACGUACAAGUUCAUGGCCAAGACAGCGGGGCUGGAAUCGCAGCUUGACGAGGUUUGGCUGGUGAGCUCAAAUCCGUUUGAUGUAGUGGGUGCGACAGCGGUUGGACUCAAGAGUGUAUGGAUUGACCGUGGUAGAAAAGGAUGGAGUGAUGGUCUUGCGGGAUCGUUGGAUGUGAAACCUACAGUUAUCGCUGCUACUGUGGAUGAAGCUGUGCAGACGAUUUUGCGACAGUCUGAGAGUAGCGAGUAGAGUGACGAUGAUGUAAUGAGUAAUUAGAAUGCCAGGUUAUGUGUCUGGGGUUCCAUAAUACGUCAUAUAUAAGAUCCGUGCAGUAUUAAAA